Molecule: messenger RNA, 3012 nt
Organism: Paecilomyces variotii
Lineage: Eukaryota; Fungi; Ascomycota; Eurotiomycetes; Eurotiales; Thermoascaceae
Product: DIL and ankyrin domain protein
Exons: 5
Coding region: 221-2776 (851 amino acids)
Molecular function (GO): GTPase binding
Source: RefSeq, a predicted model, not a curated record
UCCCCAGAGCACAUCUUCCCCGACCGUCCAUGGUGGAUUGUCGCAUGUUGAGCGACUUCCCCUGGAAAGAAAAAAUUAUCGCCAAAUCUGCCUUGUGCAAAGGGCCUUCUCUCUAUCCCGUCUCCGCUUUGUCUCAUGGAGCAACAUCCGGCGCGACGCUCUCGUCUCCGUCUUUGAUGUCCCGCACCACCACCAGCCUCAUUCGAACUUCACCAUAGCCAUGGACGUUGCGGACCCGCCUCACGGGAAUUCGCCCGAAUUUGAAGAUGAGGAUCAUGCGCUCGAUGCGUCUAAUAUCCGGAAUUCAAGAACGCUUCCUGAUGAUCUACCGACCUCCCUCGAUGACCGCCGCUCCGUGCCCGUCUUCCCAUCGGAGACGGAGAUGUACGAUGGUUGGCAAGGUCAAUCACAAUUCCUCACGACACCCAUUGCUGCCAAACCUCUUACCUUCAACCUCACCCUGGACGACCACUCACACGAUGAUGAACAUGACGCGCGAGGUCAAUAUACGCGACGUUAUGCUGAAGAUGAUGCCGCAUCAACGACCACCGCGCGUAUUGAGGAUAGCGAUGCCCGGUUGAUGGAGAUGCUGGCGGCUCAGGCAGCCCAUCGGGAAGUGGAAACGAUCGGGACGGAUGAAGAUGAUAUCGUGGCAGACGAGAAGCUUUCCGAUGAGAAGAAAAGAGAAAUCCUUCAGAAGAGUCUGAAUAUGGCUGCUAGCAAUGGGGAUGUGGAACGUGUGCGGAAAAUCCUGGAAGGAAAGGCGAAGGACUAUGUGGAUGUUAAUAUGCCAGAUGAGGAGGGGACAGUGCCGUUGAUAUAUGCGAGUUGCUUUGGUCAUCUCGAUGUCGUAUCCGCGCUUCUGGACUCGGGCGCUUUUGUUGACAAGCAGGAUCGCAACCAAUGGAGCGCUCUCAUGUGGGCAAUGACGAACCGCCACAAGACUAUUGCGAAGAUUCUUCUCGACCAUGGUGCAUCGCCAGAUAUCAAGUCGUCCUCUGGAGGCACGGCUUUCGAUUUCGCCCAACCGGGAACGGAAAUUUCCGACUACUUACAUGACAAUGGCUACCACUUUGGAUCUACGGCAAUAGAAGAUGACUUUUAUGAUUCUGGUUUCGGGCAGGGCCGAUUCGAAGAGGAGAUUGCCGAGAACGAAAUGAAGCGGCGAAUGAUGAUGGAGGAGAGCGCCAUCAAUCUCGAAGUCGAUCUAUCUAGUCUCGGUCUGGACGAGAAGUUUGAGGCAGUCGACGACGAUCUGGAGGAUGACCAGCAGGAAUUCGUCUGGGACAGAUGUCUGAACGAUCAGAUGUUUGUCUUCCAGGAGAAUGAGCUAGAUAAUAUCCUAGAUAUCAUCAUCACGCAUAUGACACCUCAGCGCUCGCCAUCUCAGAAGCCGGUGCCGGCUAACUUAUUGUUUCUCAGCGCACGUUAUGCUCAUUACCACGCUAGCCCUGAGCUUCUAGCGAAACUGCUGACGUCUGCAACUGAGAGAAUUAACGAUGUCGUUGAGCGGCAUCAGUGGGAUAUGACGAUUCUCGCGUUCUGGAUAUCCAAUGCGACAUUAUUGCUUCAUUAUCUGAAGAAAGACAUGGGCCUGGUAGAGUCUACGGUGCAGUUCCAGUUGCAUCUCGCGGAGCUCAUCAACGAGAUAUUCAUUCUGAUCAUCCGGGACGCUGAGCGGCGGAUGAAUAAAGUCUUGGACCAAGCGAUGCUGGACCAUGAGACGAUACCUGGGUUUGAAGAUGUCCAUUUCCAGAAUGAGUGGAAACUCUUCCGCUCAAAGUCCAAAGCAAAACCGCCUGAGCCAGCCGAGAAGCGUUUCCGGCCUCCGUCUCCGAAACGACGGGCUCAGAUAUCGCCUCGCAACGUCACGUCGUUGCUCUCAUCGACCCUGUUCGUCCUCGACCUCUACGAUGUCCACUCUGUUAUCACCACUCAGAUAUUGUCACAGCUCCUGUAUUGGCUGGGAGCAGAACUCUUCAACCGCAUAAUGACGACGAAAAAGUAUCUCGCGCGAACAAAGGCUAUGCAGAUUCGAAUGAACGUGUCCGCGUUGGAGGACUGGGCCAGGACAAAUAAUCGGCAGCCGGAGCAUUACGAGAAUGGGUCCACGACCUGCACUGGAGAGAGUACCAUCGAGGCAGCUCGAAGGCAUUUGGCACCUGUUAUCCAGCUACUGCAGUGGCUACAAUGUUUCUCCUCUCUGGGGGACGAUUUCGAGUCUCUCGUCACUACCUUGCUCCAGCUCCAGCAGCUGACGCCGGCUCAACUCAUCCAUGCUGUGAAGUGUUAUCGACCGGAGGUCGGAGAGAAGGGCCUCACGAAGUCGGCCAUGAAGUUCCUCAUUGAUCUACAGAAUGACCCAGAGCUUCUCUUUCGAGAACACCAGAAACUGCAAGAAGCGAAACCCGCCUCGAAGUCGGAAACGGACCAGAGUGAUAUCCCUCCAGUGACACCGGUAAAUGAACAACCGUCUAUCCCACUUAACCCCAGCAUCCUCAUGACUCCCGCCGGUAAGGACACCGUUGGUAGUCCUGGAGUCACAUCCCCAGCGGCCUCCUCCAUCAAUGCCUCUCCCCGACCAGGUUCCACCAGAUUCGAAACUGAGCGCAACCUACUCCUCUUGGACCCUUCAUUAACCCUUCCUUUCUCUCUACCCACCAGCACGGAUAUGCUGAUCACCUACGGCGCCGGAUGGGGAGGUACCAACCGCGAGCGCGCCCGCAAAUAUAUCCCGACCGUACCACCAGAGGUGCUGAAUAGGUUUGAUCGCUGAACCGUCUUGGAAGAAGGAGGCGAGAGAAAGGACAAAGUCUUUUCAUACACAUAUUCAUUCUAUAUACCAUGAAGCAGUAAAGUGCACGGGGAAUAGGAUUAGGAGGUAUUGUCUUCGGGCUGACCGCUCUAGCGAGACUAGUGCUGGUAACUAUACUUAUUCAAUAAAUAAAAAGAAAGAUUCAUCAUCUUGAUUUGAUAACGGUAUUAUAUUUGUUUAGAAGUCGUCUCUGACGA